Molecule: messenger RNA, 3375 nt
Organism: Anthonomus grandis grandis
Lineage: Eukaryota; Metazoa; Arthropoda; Insecta; Coleoptera; Curculionidae
Gene: ClC-c
Product: H(+)/Cl(-) exchange transporter 5
Exons: 16
Coding region: 211-2682 (823 amino acids)
Biological process (GO): chloride transport; transmembrane transport
Cellular component (GO): synaptic vesicle; Golgi apparatus; membrane
Molecular function (GO): voltage-gated chloride channel activity
Source: RefSeq, a predicted model, not a curated record
AUGUUCAUUUAUGACAGAUGAACAGUUUGUAAUUUUACCAUCUUCUUCAAGGAAAUAAAAAAAAAUAUAUAAAAUUAUCUUUAAAAUCAAAUAGGUGCACAAUUAUAACUGCUAAAGAAUCAUUUUAUAGUUAAAUUAUGUGAAAACGUGUUUACAUUGCGUUGAACACGUCUAUAAUAUACGUACUCAAACGAUGUUUGGUAAAGAAGCAUGGAAAAAUUUCCACUAAAGAGGACAGGGGGCUCUACUCCAGAAUCUCCAUCUUAUCAGGCAGUUACUAAACAGUUUUCAAACGGUUAUUCAUCAGAAAACGGGCAAAAUAACGGCGCACCACACAAAUCUCGUGGUUUCUCUGAUGAUGAAAUGAUUGACAUACACACCAGUAGCGGGGAACAUCGGCAUGUCAGGAUGGAGGAAGAUGAUGGAAUUUCGCAUUAUUCUGUCUCUUAUGGGGGAGCCACUGAUGGGCCUACAGAUAUUCCAGGAAUCGGUCAAUACGAUGAUUUUCAUACCAUCGAUUGGCAAAGGGAUAUUGCUAAAGAUAGGAUGAGGCAUCGGCAUAUCGUAAAAAAGAAACAAGACUCGAUAUGGCAUUUAAUAGAGGGCGCACAUGACGCCUGGUCGGGCUGGGUAUGUGUCUUACUGGUGGGAGUGUGUACCGGAGCAGUUGCCGGAGUCAUCGACAUAGGCGCCAGUUGGAUGACCGACCUGAAAUUCGGAAUUUGCCCGCAAGCGUUUUGGUUGAAUCGCGAACAGUGUUGCUGGUCGAAAGAGACUAGCUUCGAGACUGGAAAUUGCUCGCAGUGGCUUACCUGGCCAGAAGUCUUGGGACAAGCAAAAAAUGGUGUCGGACCAUAUAUUAUAUCAUAUCUUUUUUAUUCUACGUGGGCUUUACUUUUUGCUGCUCUGUCAGCCUCUCUGGUCCGGAUGUUUGCACCUUACGCUUGUGGGUCUGGUAUACCUGAGAUUAAAACGAUCCUGAGUGGUUUCAUCAUAAGAGGUUACUUGGGAAAGUGGACUUUGCUGAUUAAGUGCGUUGGCUUAAUAUUGUCUGUGUCGGCCGGUCUAAGUUUGGGAAAGGAGGGCCCUAUGGUACAUAUUGCUUGUGCUAUAGGUAAUAUUUUGUCAUAUCUAUUUCCGAAAUAUGGCAGAAAUGAGGCCAAAAAACGUGAAAUUUUGUCGGCGUCAGCAGCUGCCGGAGUAUCGGUUGCUUUUGGAGCUCCGAUUGGUGGAGUGCUUUUCAGUUUAGAAGAGGUCAGUUACUAUUUUCCUCUCAAAACCCUUUGGAGAUCUUUCUUUUGUGCCCUAAUCGCCGCAUUUGUCCUUCGUUCCAUCAACCCAUUCGGCAACGAACAUUCUGUUCUCUUCUACGUCCAAUAUAACAAGCCCUGGAUAUUUUUUGAACUAAUACCAUUUAUUGGACUUGGAAUCAUUGGGGGUAUUAUCGCAUCAAUAUUCAUCAAAGCCAACAUAUAUUGGUGCAGAUACAGGAAGUUUUCGAAAUUGGGUCAGUAUCCUGUAACGGAAGUGUUGGUAGUGACUGCUUUAACUGCUCUUAUUGCUUUUCCCAAUCCCUAUACUCGUAUGAGCACUAGUGAGUUGAUAUAUCUCCUGUUCAGUCAGUGCGGUAUUGCUAAUUCUGAUCUUUUAUGCAAUUACGAUAGAAACUUUACUAAUGCAAAAUCAGAGAUCGAUUUGGCCAAAGCAGGAGAUGGAGUUUAUCAAGCCAUCUGGCUUUUGAUCAUUGCAUUAUUUUUGAAGCUUGUCAUGACCGUAUUUACUUUUGGUAUUAAGGUUCCAUCCGGUUUGUUUCUACCAUCCCUUUGUUUAGGUGCAAUUGUAGGGAGAAUAGUCGGUAUUUUUAUGGAGCAAUUAGCGUAUAAAUACCCAAAAAGUUGGUUUUUUAGUGGAGAGUGUUCGAGUAUGGGUGGCUGUAUAACACCUGGAUUAUAUGCGAUGGUAGGUGCAGCCGCAGUUCUCGGCGGAGUAACGCGAAUGACGGUCUCCUUGGUGGUUAUAAUGUUCGAACUAACGGGUGGGGUGCGCUACAUCGUGCCUCUUAUGGCAGCAGCCAUGGCCAGCAAGUGGGUGGGCGAUGCUUUGGGCAGAGAGGGCAUUUAUGACGCCCAUAUUGCCCUAAACGGUUAUCCGUUUUUGGAUUCGAAGGACGAGUACAAACAUACAAGUUUGGCUGCAGACGUAAUGCAACCCAAGCGCAAUGAAAGCUUAAGCGUAAUAACGCAAGAUUCUAUGACUGUGGACGAUAUAGAAGCGCUUUUAAAAGAUACGGAACAUAACGGAUAUCCGGUGGUUGUUUCGAGAGAUUCUCAAUAUUUAGUUGGAUUUAUACCCAGGAAGGAUUUGACCUUGGCUAUUGCCAAUGCAAAACGUAUGAUGGAUGGAAUAUGCGGCCAAUCGUUGGUGUUAUUUACCAGCACCAAUCCUGUCCAGACUUUAGGGCCGCCACCGCUUAAGUUGAGGAAGUAUCUUGAUAUGGCUCCUAUAACUAUUACUGACCAGACUCCGAUGGAAACAGUGGUGGAUAUGUUUAGAAAAUUGGGUUUAAGACAAACUCUAGUCACACAUAAUGGGAGACUACUAGGUGUAAUAACGAAAAAAGACGUUCUACGACAUAUAAAGCAGAUGGACAACGAGGACCCGAAUUCGGUUCUGUUUAACUAAGCAAUUAUUAGGUCAAUUUUUGCCUGUUUAGAUUUUUUAUUACAUUUUACUUAGAAAGCAAAUAAUUCUUUAUAGAUUUUAUUUAUUUACCUACUAUUUUUUUGUAAUUUAAUUUUUACAAUAAAUAUUCAUUAGUUGCAGCUUAUUCUUAUACAGACUGUUCGAAAGAGGCGUCUAAACCUUUAAAGCGAUAUAUAAAAUAUUAAAGUUCCUUAAAUGCAUGAGUUGCCUUUUGCGAACAUUCUGUAUAUGGAUUAAUUUAUAGGGAGGUCUUUGAAGGCCUCUGUUUAUAGUGUAGAUAGUUGUUUUUAUGCAAUUUAUACCUUUAAUCAUUCAUUUAAUUUACAGUCUUCCCCAGCCAAUAAAUAUGCAUCUAUUUAUUAAAUUUUGAAACAUUAAAACUCGAGUAGAGAAUAAAGUGUGUAGGUUAUGAUUAAUUGAUAGAUUUUUAAUAGUUUUAUUGUGAUAGGAAAUACAACUUAUUAUAAUCUUCAUAAUAUUUUUUAAAGUUUGUUAAAUAAAUGUCCCUUACUGGCAUAUAUUUUAAGCAGUACUGUUAAAAAAAAUGUAAGAGUACACACCUUGUAUAUUUUUAUGUAUAUGUAUGUUGUCACUGUAAUAUUUAAUGCUCAGAUCAUAAGAAUAAUAUAUUAUUGUAUCGAAUAUAGCAUAUUAAAAGUUUUACAAACUGCA